AUGCAGGUAUUUUCACAGGUGACUAAUGGAGCUUCAGUUCCAACAGAUGCAACUGAUACCCCCAUUCCAAAAAAGGCCGAUAUUAGAUCUCCUUUUCCACCUCCUGGUGGUAUUGACCUGUUGCACGAGGAGGCUAAUGCGCCUGAGGCGCUUGUGGACUACCCAGGGGGUCCUUCGGAUUUAUCUUUAUUGACAGGGUAUGUAGAUCGUACAGCUAGACAUGUUUGGGACGGAGAGGAUAGAGUUCUCCAAAAAUUCUACAACCACGACCGAAAGAUUGUCUCUCUCGUACAGCCUACCAACCCGUGGUUCCAAGAUAUCCUUACAGCUUCUGGGAUGAAGGACCUCUUUCAAAUUGGGUACUCCACAAUAUAUAAUGGGACGCUGAUGGGUACCCUCCUUGGUCACGGUAGGCUGACGAAAGAGGAAGCGAGGGAGGCUCUGAUUAAAGAGCUCGGGGCUAAUCCUGAGGAUGCGCUUGAGAAUGUGGAGAGGACCCGCGACACGCACAUGAGGUUUUCCUUCUUAACGCGACAGUACGAGGCCGAACUCCAUGCAGCACAGCAGGCUACUGGUGCACUAGUAGAGGUGGAGAGACACAUACAGCGGGCAAAUUUGGGGUAUGACAAGCGGCAACACUGGAGUACAACUACCAUAGACUCGGAGAGGGAUGCCUGUGGAAGGCAAGGACUGUGGCUGGGUUGGAAAUUACAGCACUUCCCCGUAAUAAUUGGGUGGGGAGAGGUGCUUGGCUACACUGAGGCCAUGCCGCAUGCUAGUGUCUUCAUCCCCAUCAGAGGGAACCAGGUGUCGGAUCCUUACAAGAAGUCUCUUAACCGCAUGGCUGCAGAAGACAUCUGA
Messenger RNA from Vicia villosa (hairy vetch), 861 nucleotides. RefSeq lists its product as uncharacterized. The transcript is spliced from 6 exons. The record is from RefSeq and is a predicted model, not a curated record. The coding region runs from base 1 to 861 and encodes 286 amino acids. NCBI's taxonomy places the organism in Eukaryota, Viridiplantae, Streptophyta, Magnoliopsida, Fabales, Fabaceae.